This is a messenger RNA of Nannospalax galili (Upper Galilee mountains blind mole rat), 1629 nucleotides long. It is a transcript of the gene Csnk2a1, whose product is annotated as casein kinase 2 alpha 1. Gene Ontology annotation, molecular function: ATP binding; protein serine/threonine kinase activity. Lineage: Eukaryota; Metazoa; Chordata; Mammalia; Rodentia; Spalacidae. Gene Ontology annotation, biological process: protein phosphorylation. The transcript has 13 exons. The record is from RefSeq and is a predicted model, not a curated record. Bases 254 to 1429 code for a protein of 391 amino acids. Gene Ontology annotation, cellular component: nucleus; protein kinase CK2 complex; cytosol.
UCCGCUUCCGGCAGCGGAGGCUGAAGCCUCGCUCUGGUCCCUGCGGCUGGCGGCCGAGCCGUGUGUCUCCUCCUCCGCGGCCGCCAUAUUGUCUGUGUGAGGAGAGGGGAGCGGGGCCGCUGCCGCUGCCGCUUCCAGCGCAGUUUGAAGAAAACAGGUCUGAAACAAGGUCUUACCCCCAUCUGCCUCUGAACAUCUGUGACUGCCAGAUCUUCAAAUAUCAACUUCAGCUUUGUCUGCCAACCUGUCUGACAUGUCGGUACCCGUGCCAAGCAGGGCCAGAGUUUACACAGAUGUUAAUACACACAGACCCCGAGAGUACUGGGAUUAUGAGUCACAUGUGGUGGAAUGGGGAAAUCAAGAUGACUACCAGCUUGUUCGAAAAUUAGGCAGGGGUAAAUACAGUGAAGUGUUUGAAGCCAUCAACAUCACAAAUAAUGAAAAAGUUGUUGUUAAAAUUCUCAAGCCAGUAAAAAAGAAGAAAAUUAAGCGUGAAAUAAAGAUUUUAGAGAAUUUGAGAGGUGGUCCCAACAUCAUCACACUGGCAGACAUUGUAAAAGACCCUGUGUCACGAACCCCUGCCUUGGUUUUUGAACAUGUUAACAACACGGACUUUAAGCAAUUGUACCAGACAUUAACAGACUAUGACAUUCGAUUUUACAUGUAUGAAAUUCUGAAGGCCCUGGAUUAUUGUCACAGCAUGGGGAUUAUGCACAGAGAUGUAAAGCCCCACAAUGUCAUGAUUGAUCAUGAGCACAGAAAGCUUCGACUAAUAGACUGGGGUUUAGCUGAGUUUUACCAUCCUGGCCAAGAAUAUAAUGUCCGAGUUGCUUCCCGAUACUUCAAAGGUCCUGAACUACUUGUAGAUUAUCAGAUGUACGAUUAUAGUUUGGAUAUGUGGAGCUUGGGUUGUAUGUUGGCAAGUAUGAUCUUCCGGAAGGAGCCAUUUUUCCAUGGACACGACAAUUAUGAUCAGUUGGUGAGGAUAGCCAAGGUUCUGGGGACCGAAGAUUUGUAUGACUAUAUUGACAAGUACAACAUUGAAUUAGAUCCACGUUUCAAUGAUAUCUUGGGCAGACACUCUCGUAAGCGAUGGGAACGCUUUGUCCACAGUGAAAACCAGCACCUUGUCAGCCCUGAGGCCUUGGAUUUUCUGGACAAGCUACUGCGAUAUGACCACCAGUCUCGACUCACUGCAAGAGAGGCCAUGGAGCACCCUUACUUCUACACUGUCGUGAAGGACCAGGCUCGAAUGGGUUCAUCUAGCAUGGCAGGGGGCAGUACACCUGUCAGCAGCGCCAAUAUGAUGUCAGGGAUUUCUUCAGUGCCAACCCCCUCACCCCUUGGACCUCUGGCAGGCUCACCAGUGAUUGCUGCUGCCAACCCCCUUGGGAUGCCUGUUCCAGCGACUGCUGGCGCUCAGCAGUAAUAACCCCAUCUGUCUCCUGAUGCCUGAGCAGAGGUGGGGAAAUCCACCCUCUCCUUGCUGCAGCUUGCGCCUGGUGGGGAGGGGUGAAACACUUCAGAAGCACCGUGUCUGAACCGUUGCUUGUGGAUUUAUAGUAGUUGAGUCAUAAAAAAUUAUAAUAGGCUUUCUUCUUUUUUUUUUUUUUUUUUUUUUUUCUUUUU